AUGGCGUCCUUUGUAUCGGCCCUCAAUGCCAAGAUUCGCUCGAAUCCAAUGGCAAACUAUAUCUGCUCAACGCAUUUCUGGGGUCCAGUCUCAAACUUUGGCAUCCCAAUUGCGGCAGUAAUGGACACACAAAAAUCUCCAGACCUCAUCUCCGGUAAAAUGACCGGCGCCCUCACAAUCUACUCCGCAACCUUCAUGCGCUACGCCCUCGCCGUCUCGCCCAAAAACUACCUCCUCUUCGCCUGCCACUUCGUCAACGAGGGCGCGCAACUGACCCAGGGAUACCGCUGGAUGCAGUAUAAUCAAUGGGGUGGGAGGGAGCUGGAGAUGAAGAAGAUGGCGGAGAGCGGUGUUGAGGGUGUUAAGGGCAAGGUUGAGCAGGUGGUUGAGCAGGCGAAACAGGGCACGAGGGAUGUGGUUGGGAAAUAA
This is a messenger RNA of Glarea lozoyensis ATCC 20868, 429 nucleotides long. RefSeq lists its product as uncharacterized. Bases 1 to 429 code for a protein of 142 amino acids. The record is from RefSeq and is a predicted model, not a curated record. Lineage: Eukaryota; Fungi; Ascomycota; Leotiomycetes; Helotiales; Helotiaceae. The transcript has 3 exons. Gene Ontology annotation, cellular component: mitochondrial inner membrane. Gene Ontology annotation, biological process: pyruvate import into mitochondria.